GACCCAUCCUCAACCAGCCACUUCAGUUGUCCUUUGAGCCUGCAAACGUAAACAUGUUGACCAACAACGAGCUAAUGGAGCAGUUUUACUUCCCCGACGAAGCCCCAGCGAUUCCCGAGUUCUUGGGCAACGACACCUUCCAGCAGUUGGAGCAGCUCAUGUACCAGCAGGAGUUUAGCACCAGCGACAGCCAGUCGGACGGAGCGAACAGUUGCUCCUUGGAGAUGUACUACGAUACGCCGUCUGUCCUGGAAUUGGAGCAUAUGCUGAGUGCCCAGGAGCAGCAGCAGCACCACCAAGCGAAUCCUUUGAGCAAGAGCCAGGGCAGAAGUCCAAGGUACUGGAACAAGCAGCAGAGGAGCAAGCCAUACGACAAGCUGUCCACUUCCAUGUCUUCAUCUGCUUCCUCCGCCUCUUCGAGCAGUUCAUCGUCCGCGGGAUUCGGUGGCGAAGUCCUCAAAAAGCGGCGACUGGCCGCCAAUGCUCGGGAACGGAGGCGGAUGAACAGCCUGAACGAUGCCUUCGACAAGUUGAGGGAUGUGGUUCCAUCACUCGGCCACGAUCGGCGACUGUCCAAAUACGAAACUCUGCAAAUGGCGCAGGCAUACAUCGGGGAUCUGGUCACGUUGCUGUCCAGAGACUACUAGCUAGUAGUCCUCCUUCAUCCUUUCUUCCUCAAAUGGAAGUUCCUUUGCGGGCUGUGUUGCAGCAACACCUUCAUCCUAGUGGAAAUCUUAUAAAGGCUGUUAG
Messenger RNA from Drosophila mauritiana, 750 nucleotides. RefSeq names its product basic helix-loop-helix transcription factor amos (gene amos). NCBI's taxonomy places the organism in Eukaryota, Metazoa, Arthropoda, Insecta, Diptera, Drosophilidae. The record is from RefSeq and is a predicted model, not a curated record. The coding region runs from base 54 to 647 and encodes 197 amino acids. Gene Ontology annotation, molecular function: protein dimerization activity. The transcript has a single exon.